AUGUCAGAUUCAACGUCAUAUCAGCCUCGAGAUCACCAGAUCUCUCCGAUUACGGACCGAAUAUAUCUGAUUAACAGGGUAUGGGCAUCAUUCGGCUGUUGUGCAUGGGCAUCUGUAACACUUGCCGAAGCAUUCGGGUAUGGUAAGCUUCGGCGAUCACCUGGGGUUCAUCAUGGACCUUUUCCAACAAGGGUCAUCCGUGACCGAAAGGAGGAGGAGGAGGGGGGGUUUAAGGGUGGGCAUCAGGGUAUACAUAUUGGGGGGAGAGAUGUGCGUUCGGGUUUAGGCAUGGAGUCGAUCAUAUAUGCUGUCGGAUAUCACGAGAACUGGUGA
Messenger RNA from Nannizzia gypsea CBS 118893, 333 nucleotides. RefSeq lists its product as hypothetical. The transcript is spliced from 2 exons. The record is from RefSeq and is a predicted model, not a curated record. NCBI's taxonomy places the organism in Eukaryota, Fungi, Ascomycota, Eurotiomycetes, Onygenales, Arthrodermataceae. The coding region runs from base 1 to 333 and encodes 110 amino acids.